AUGGAGGAGUGGUUGCCUGGGGAUAUGCUGAUUAGCUUGAAACUGUUGAUCAUUCAGCGUGCAAAAAUGAUAGGUUGUAAGGAGCUAGCUAAUAAAUUCAACCUUAAAAUGAUUCGAGCCAUUGCAUUUAUUUUGAUGGAACAUCUCAAGGCAGAGAUAAAAGAUUCAUCACUUAUCUCCAAUACGGUGAAAUCUACUUUCUUAGAUGCUUGCAACCUAUUGAAAUGUAGCAAUGCAGAUAUUGACGAGCUCAGUACUAGUCUUGGUGCUGAUAUACAAACUUUUCUUAGAAGUACUCAAACACCUAUACCAAAGAAGCAGAAAGUUAGAAGCAGAGAAUGA
Molecule: messenger RNA, 342 nt
Organism: Sphenostylis stenocarpa
Lineage: Eukaryota; Viridiplantae; Streptophyta; Magnoliopsida; Fabales; Fabaceae
Source: the annotation of a GenBank genome assembly